CUAAAACAUAAUACAGUGCAAACAAACCAAACCAACCACCCACAGAUAACAGUACAUACAAGCAAGCGUCGUCAGGCAGGCCGGGUCAAUAUCAAUAGGGCAGGUAGGUACAGGGGGAGCAAGCGGAGAUGGGUCGGGGUCACAGGCCAGGUUCAGCAGGUAGCAAGCAGCGUGGUACAGAGGGUCAGGCAGAGGGAUGGUCAGGAGCGAGCCGGGAUCAGAGCAGCAGAAGUCAGCAGCGGUUCAGAUCAGGCAGGGUCAGCAAAGGAACAGAAACAGGAUGCAGGACAGAUACAGGGCCCAGGACAAACACAACACCAAGGCAGAGUCUGCAAGUCUGGCCAU
Molecule: messenger RNA, 345 nt
Organism: Staurois parvus
Lineage: Eukaryota; Metazoa; Chordata; Amphibia; Anura; Ranidae
Source: the annotation of a GenBank genome assembly